This is a messenger RNA of Suillus paluster, 1510 nucleotides long. Its product is annotated as vacuolar DHA amino acid exporter. Lineage: Eukaryota; Fungi; Basidiomycota; Agaricomycetes; Boletales; Suillaceae. Gene Ontology annotation, biological process: transmembrane transport. Gene Ontology annotation, molecular function: transmembrane transporter activity. The coding region runs from base 23 to 1432 and encodes 469 amino acids. The record is from RefSeq and is a predicted model, not a curated record. The transcript has 9 exons.
GUGUAUUAUAUCUGGAGCGUCGAUGAUUGCGGGUUUGACGACGAAUAUACAAAACCCCGCUAAUGCUCAAAUUGAGCAGCAGCUACACGCCAACAGCGAAGAUAUCAGCUUGAGUUUGUCUCUGUUCGUUCUCAUUCAAGGCAAUUUUCCUAUCAUUUGGAGUGCGAUUAGCGAGAUAAAGGGCCGCAAGCUCGUGUACCUUUUCUCCAUCGCACUGUGUACACUUGGAUCUGCAAUCGUGGCCGUGUCGAGAACCAUUGGAUUGGUAAUUGGCAUGCGAAUUGUGCAAGGCGCAGGGUCAAGCGCAGUUUUCGCUAUCGGAGCUGCCACUCUGGCAGACAUAUACGAGCCACAUCAACGAGGUACAAUGAUGGGUAUCUACUAUUCUGCACCUCUCAUCGGUCCCUCACUGGGGCCAAUCUUUGGUGGUGCACUCACACAGGGCCUCGGCUGGCGGGCAGUUUUUUGGUUCUUAGUUAUCUGGGGAGGCAUAAUCUUUUUGGCAUUCUUUUUCUUAUUCAAGGACACCUUCCGGAAGGAGAGGAGUAUGACUUACCAGAACAUAUUGAAGAGGAAGCUGCGAGAGCAACAGUCGUCGGAAGCAAAGGAUAAGUCGAGCAAGAUUUCAGAGAAGGAAUCAGAAUUAGAUGGAGAAAACCAGACGAGUUCGAAAGACAUUGAAGCACAGCGGGCGGUUUUACCAGCAUCAGCCAUCAAAGAAGUGAAGCUGUCCAUUACCGAUGUUAACCCUUUCUCUCCAUACCUAUCAAUCAUCAGUCGCAAGAACAACCUAGCUAUCUUGAUAGCGUCAGGUUUAACAUUCGCUUUUGGCUUUAGUAUUCCAUAUACAUGCGCAAGAACAUUGUCGAUGUAUUAUAAUUACGAUGCUUUGAAGACUGGCCUUGUUUUACUUGCCUAUGGUAUUGGGACCGUAGCCGGUAGCAUAUUGGGCGGUCGUUGGUCCGAUCGGACACUUGCUCGGCUAAAGGCCGCGAACGGAGGUAUCAGCUUUCCAGAGAUGCGCCUCGAGAGUACGAAAGUCGCCAUGGUGUGGUUACCUCUGUCCGUGAUUGGAUACGCCUGGGUGUGCCAAGAACGAGUCAACGUCGCCGCUGUGUGUGUGAUGUUGUUCCUCGCUGGAUUUUUAUCCAUAUGGGUUUACGCGAGCACGCUGGCAUACAUUGUCGAUGCAAACAUUGGUCGCUCAUCGACGGCAGUAGCGACUAAUAGUUCUUUCCGCGGUCUGUUUGCUUUUGUCGCCGCUGAGAUUGCUGUUCCUUUACAAGAUACUAUUGGCGACCGGGGUCUGUAUACUCUCUGGGCAGGUCUACUCGUCGUCACUGAAUGCUUGAUUCUAUUGGUGUUGUACAAAGGCAGGAAGUGGAGAGAAGCCAGUGUUGAGCAGCAGAAGCAGAAGCUGGAUGCCAAGUAAGGUUGUACUUGCGAUCGAUCAUGGAGGAGGGCCUCCAUUAAUCACCGUCCUCGCUGAGGCGUGGUUCAACUUCCUAGA